Messenger RNA from Cannabis sativa, 465 nucleotides. Its product is annotated as S-protein homolog 6-like. The transcript has a single exon. Bases 1 to 465 code for a protein of 154 amino acids. The record is from RefSeq and is a predicted model, not a curated record. NCBI's taxonomy places the organism in Eukaryota, Viridiplantae, Streptophyta, Magnoliopsida, Rosales, Cannabaceae.
AUGGAAAAAGCUUUGAUUUGCUCAGUACUACUGAUGAUGAUGGUCAAUAUGAUUUCAUCAUCAUCAUCAUCGAUAGUAUUAUCUAAUAAUAAUGAUAAUAAUAAUAAUUAUGAUGAGAAAAUCGGAGGAGUAUUUGUAUACAAAACAACGGUAAAAAUCUUUAAUAACUUGAAGGAUGGGGUCCAACUUACAGUUCAUUGCAAGUCUGCUGAUGAUGAUUUGGGAGCUCAUGUUGUGGCCAACAAUGGAGAAUACGAGUUCAAAUUUAGAAUCAAUUUCGCAGGUACUACGUUGUAUAACUGUGGUCUUACAUGGAUUGGGGCGACUGGAUCUUUUGAUUUGUUUAAGGCAAGCAGAGAUUCCUUAAGAUGUGCUAACACGUGUGUUUGGAGGGCUCAUAAUGAUGGUGUUUAUGGCUUCAAAGAGGAUAGCACCAAACCUGAUAUUAUUUACAAAUGGGCCUAA